This is a messenger RNA of Erinaceus europaeus (western European hedgehog), 3775 nucleotides long. It is a transcript of the gene TMEM40, whose product is annotated as transmembrane protein 40. The coding region runs from base 100 to 867 and encodes 255 amino acids. Lineage: Eukaryota; Metazoa; Chordata; Mammalia; Eulipotyphla; Erinaceidae. The record is from RefSeq and is a predicted model, not a curated record. The transcript is spliced from 11 exons.
AUCUGCGGUCUGGGGUAUCAGACAGGAAGGCCUGGGGCUGAUAGUCAGGAGGGCAGGAAGGAAUGCCAGGGGCUGAGGUGACAGGGCCCAGGGCUCGGCAUGUUCCACCCCUUCCGUCAGCUCUGCCCGCCCUGCCCGCCUGAUACCAUCCACCUCAGUCUUCAGCUCAGUCCUCAGCUCAGCGUGGAGCCUGGCAGGUUCAGGACCACAGGGCAGGCCAUGGAGACUUCAGAAUUCUGCUCCCAGACCCGAGACCACAGCCCACCUCCUGAAGAAGCAGAUGUGAAUAAAGGAGAGCUGAACUUCCACGGGCCAGACGGGGAGUCUGCAGUCUUCUCCCAGGGAUGGCAUGAGAGAGACAAGUCCUCCUCCUCCUCCUCCUCCUCCUCUUCCUCUUCAUCCUCCUCCUCGUCUUCCUCCUCCUCCUCCUCUUCCUCCUCAGGUGCUGAGCAGGAGGAGAAGGAUGACGUCUUGAAGGAUGAACUUCAACUCUACGGAGGUGGCCCUGGGGAGCUGGUGCCCUCUGGGGAAGCCGGUGUCCGCAGAAGAGGUUCUGUGCAAGCCGGAGGAAAUGUGGAUGCCCCCCAGGUACCGAAGCUGAACAUAAAGAAAGAUGAUGAGUUUUUCCAUUUUGUUCUCCUCUGCUUUGCCAUCGGGUCCCUGCUGGUGUGUUACCACUACUACACAGACUGGUUCAUAUCCCUCGGAGUUGGCCUGCUCACCUUCGCCUCCCUGGAGACCCUGGGCAUCUACUUCGGGCUGGUCUACCGCAUCCACAGCGUCCUGCAUGCCUUCAUCCCCCUCUUUCAAAAGCUGAGGCUGAUGGCUCCCGGGAGACCCGCUCAGCUCACUGAGCGCAGCACCUGAGAGCAGAGGGAGUGGCUCUGGGAGCAGCUUGAAGCUCAGGGACAAGGAUGAAGCCUGUUUCCCCUGACCAGGACUCCUGCUGCCCACCCAGGGCACCACUCAGACCAGAACCCGGGGCCGCAGCCAGGGGCAGAGGUGCCGUUUAGACCUGGGCCCCCAUGUCACCCAGGAGGCCUGUGAGGGGGGAUGCAACUCUGGACCUGGAAUCUGUCUGGCCCGCAGUUUCAUCUAGUGCCCAGCCACCCAGUAGGGUGACAUGAUUGUGGGACAGACAGAUGGACCACUGAGAACCCCACUGCCGGCUGUAUGAAGCCACAGCCCCUGGGCUUCUUCCCCUCCCCCAACCCCCAGGCCAGCCCUGUUGCUCUGGAACUCUCUGCAAAGUCAAAUAAACCCCCACCCCCAACCCAGGAGAGUCUGCUAACCCACCAUGCACUGGGGCUGCAUUCACAGAGGUAUGGAGUCCUGUUCCAAGGAGGUGAUGGCAGGGUCAGUCCAAUUGGCACAGCCAGGCCACACCAACAGCACACACACAGUCCUCCGGACACCUUUCCUAGGUGACAGGGGACCAGAGUAGGCGUAGGAAGAGUAGUGGGAGAGGGGGCUUCACUGAACUCACAGACCUUGGAGGAUACCGUCUUAGCGUCCUGGGUGCAGGUGAAGGUGCAGGUCCAGUCACUUGCUCUGAUUCUCACGUGACCACCCCCCAGGGCUUGGCUGGACCUGUCCCUGGGCAGAGCAGUUCAAGGUAGCUGGGCUUUCCCCAGGUUUGGGGCUGGAGGCUUCUGAGAAUUCUCCAAUUUAUUUAUUUACAUAUUUAUUUUGUCUCCAGGGUUGUCGCUGGGGUUCGGUGCCAGCAGUAUGAAUACACUGCUCCUGCCUGCCCUUUUCCCCCAUUUAAUUGGAUAGAACAGAGAGAAAUUGAGAGAGGAGGAGAGACAGGGAGAGGAAAAGAGAAACACCUGAAGACCUUCUCCAGCAUCCCCCUGCAGGUGUAGAGCUGGGGCUUGAACCUGCAUCCUUAUGCUUGGUAUUAUGAGUGUUUAACUGGGUGUACCACCACCCAGCCCCCAGAAACAUUUUCUUUUUUAAAAAUAUGUUUUAAAAUAUGUUUUAACUAUUUAUUUAUUAGAAAUAUAGGAGGAGAGAGAAAGAACCAGACAUCACUCUGGUAUACAUGCUGCCAGGGAUCAAACACAAGACCUCAUGCUUGAGAGUCCAGUGCUUUAUCUACUGCACCACCUCCCAGACUACGAAUUCUCAAAUUUUCUUUUGAAAUAUCUUCCUAGAAGUAUGAAAACACGAAUGGGCAGUUCUUAUCCUUGUUGAGUGUGGAUGCUGCCAACAACACAGGCAGAGACUCUAAACUGCUGGUGCCAUUCUAGAAAAGGGCAGUUCUCCUCAGAAAUGGGUGUUAGGCAAGAUGUGGGGUUUCAAAUAAAUACCUGGGCUGGGGAGAGAGCACAGUGUUUCUGCAAGACAAUUUUUCUGCCUGAGACUCUGACAUCACAGCACCACUGGUUCAGUCCCUAGCACCACUGUCAGCCAGCACUGAGCAGGGCUCUGGGCUCUAGCCUCUCUAUCUCUCUCUCUCUCUCAUUAAAAAUUACAAAAGGAGUGGGCCAGGCAGUAGCACAGCAGGUUAAGCACAUAUGGCGCAAAGCCCAAGGCCAGCUCAAGGAUCCUGGUUCUAGCCCCUGGCUCCCACCUGCUGGGGGGGGGGGUGUUGCUUUAUAAGCAAUGAAGCAGGUCUGCAGGUGUCUAUCUUUCUCUUCCCCUCUCUGUCUUCCUCUCCUCUCUCAAUUUCUCACUGUCCUACCCAACAACAAUGACAGCAAUAAUAAUAACAAAACAACAAUAAACAACAAGGGCAACAAAAGGGAAAAUAUAGCCUCCAGGAGCAGUGGGUUCACAGUGUAGGCACUGAGCCCCAGUGAUAACCCUGGAGGCAAAUAAAUAAAUAAAUAAAUAAAUAAGAAGUCUAAAAAAAAUUACAAAAGGAAAACGGGGGGAAAAAAAAGCAGAAAGGUAACCCUGGAGGUUGCACAGUGGGUAGAGCUCUGAACUCACACACAUGAGGUUCCAUGUUGUAGCCCUGGAACCAACUGUGCUGCUCUGGACCUUUCUCUCCCUCUCUUCUCAUAUAUAAGAUACAUAAAUCUUACACACACACGCACACGCACGCACACACACACACACUUUAUUGCCAUGGAGAGUUUCAUAAUAUUCAUGUGUGACUCUCUGUAUCUCCCCAUCUACAGUAGUGAUUUCAUCUCUCUCGUCCCUGAUUGUUCGUAUGAUAGUUCUCUCUCUUGCUUUUUGUGAGUCUAGCCAGUGGUUUGUCUAUUUUAUUUAUCCUUUUGAAGAACUGGCUCUUGGUUUCAUUACCUGCAGACCUGCUUCACUAUUCAUGAAGUCACCCCCCCCCCAUAGGGACUAGGGGCUUGAACUUGGGUCCUUGUGCACUGUCCUCUCUCUCUCUGUAUUUUUCUCUCUCAUCCUCUCUCCAUCCCAUAAUAUAUUUUGUUUAUUUACUUAUUUAUUCAGUUAUUUUUACCAGAGCACUGGGUUUUUUUUCUAGAUUUUUAUUAACUUUAUUUAUUGGAUAGAGAGAGCCAGAAAUUGGAAGAGUAGGAGGAGACAGAAAGAAAGGCAACUGCAGCACUGUGUCACCACUUGCAAAGCUUUCCCCCUUCAGGUGGUGACUGGGGGCUCAAACCCGGAUCCUUGAGCAUUGUAACAUGUGCACUCAACCAGGUGCGCCACCACCGGGGCCCCCAGAGCACUGUUCAAUUCUGGUUUACGGUGAUGCUGGGGAUUGAACCUGGGAUCUUUCAUGCCUCAGGCAUGAAAGUCUUUUUGUAUAACCACUAUGCUGUCUCCCCAGCCCUAUUCAUUAUCUUAUUAA